This is a messenger RNA of Carassius auratus (goldfish), 1193 nucleotides long. Its product is annotated as dixin-A-like. NCBI's taxonomy places the organism in Eukaryota, Metazoa, Chordata, Actinopteri, Cypriniformes, Cyprinidae. The record is from RefSeq and is a predicted model, not a curated record. The transcript has 9 exons. Gene Ontology annotation, cellular component: cytosol. The annotation marks the transcript as partial. Gene Ontology annotation, biological process: canonical Wnt signaling pathway.
UUCCAAAGCUCUUUUCUCCCGUUAUGGCUCAGAACUGAAAACAGGAUUACCUCAUGCAUCUCAUCAUAAAAACACAUGUUGCCUCUGAUCAGGAUUUUCAACGUUGAGUCUGUGGGGAUUUAAUCAGGGUUUACAGUGCAAGUGUUAGGGCUGGCCAAAGGACGACCUGCCAAACAACAUCUGCAUGGACUGAGAUCUGUCCUCCAUCAGACUAGACUGGGAGCUACGUGGACACUUGGAUUUGAGGACACUUUGGACCGCCGCUGUGCCGUCUGCGAUGUUGAUGACACUCUGCUGCUUCCUCGAACCCCACGGGUUGGGCUGGAUCAGAAUGGGAGGUUAAAAGGGCAAAUAACAUCAUGGGAGGCAAACAAAUGAAAUGCCUCAGUUCAUCCAGUCCAGCACACACACCCAAGGAAGAGUACAUUAUUGCCAAAUCUGAAGAUUCAGGAGAGCUAGUGUUGAACCACACAGAGCAACCACAAAGCCUAGAGGAUGUAGUGAAAUCCUCAGCCACAGAGCCAUCCCCUGACCCAGGGCAUGAUGGGACAGAGGAAAGCAGCACAUGGGAGGAACAGCUAUGUGCCCAGCAGGAACAGCUGGAGAAGGAGAUGCAGGAGACCAGGAAAAUGAUGACCAGGCUACAGGCCUUACUGCUGCAUGGCUCUCUACCUGAAGACGAGCAGACAUCUACCCUGAGCUUUGGAGACAGUACCAGCUCAGAGCAACAGCUGAUUUUAACCAGGAGUCGUCUGGACCAGAGUGUGGAGGAGUCUUUAGAUCUGAAGAGAGAACUUUUAAGAUACAAGCAGGAGGCACGUAAUCUGCAGGCUAUAAAGGAUGCCUUGCAGCAGAGAAUGUCUGUGCAGGAGGACUCAGUGCUGCAGCUCAAGCAGGAGCUUCUCAGAUCCAGCAUGGCCAGAGAGGAGCUGGAGGGACAGAAUGUCGAACUAGAAAGAAAGCUGAGUGAACGGAACAGAUUGCUGAGUGGAUAUAAAAGGGAUGAGCUACAGCUGGUGCGAGAUGCUCUGCGCGGUCUGGGGGACAGUUUCAGUGGUCAUGACCCGCAGCACCACACGCUGGACACGCUGGAGCAGGGAGUGAACAAUCUGGUGGACCGCCUCCACACCACAGAGAACAAGAAAAGGCAGGAGAGAAAGGCAAGGCCGACGUUUAACUGUAUCCACACUGUU